GGGCUGUUUUCAGACAGCACUGCGGUAUCUUCACUGGACGUGGAGGGUUUCAGCCACCCAAACCUUUACAAAUGGGCCCCGUCGCCUAGCGUUAACUCCCCAAAGCCUCCGACUGAGCCGAACAUUGUGCUUUAACACCCUCAGCACAAGCAGAAAGAAGGUUACCAUCUAAGGACUGGUGCAGACGUCUGGAGCAAUCAUGGCAGCAAUCCCAUCUAGCGGUUCUCUUGUAGCCACCACUGACUACUAUCGAAGGCGCCUGGGUUCUACCUCAAGUAGCAGCUCAUGUGGCAGUUCGGAGUACAGCGGGGAAGUUAUCCCACAUCACCCAGGCCUGCCCAAGCAGGACUCUGGUCACUGGUGGUCAAGUUUCUUCUUUGGGAAGCCGAACCAACCAGGCAUGGGUACCCUGACCGAGGAGGCACAACAAAAGGGAGGAGUAAUGAGUGUCAGUGACGGGCAGGUGAUGUGCAUUGCCCGGGAUAUGGUGAUGAAGAGGCAGGCCAGUGAGAGCAGUGAUGCUGGGAAGUCGGAGGCGGGGACCUCUCCCCCUUCAUGAGUCCAGCUUUGGGGGACCAACGCUAGGAGACGGAAACGGCUCUGUUUUUAUGUUUUGUUUUGUUUAGUAUUUUUCCAUCUGUAGAAUAGGCUGCAUUUUAGUAUUUGUUUCUUUUGAAUUCAUUUUGUAUGUUUUGACUUGAAAUACAAUUUUUAAAAAGUGAAGGUUUUGUACAUUUCUACACAUCUGUAACACUGUGGUUGCUUUUUAAAUGUUUUUGUUACUUAUUUCCACUGUCACCAUGUGCUCACGGAAACAAUAAAAGUCUUAAGCAGCCAAA
Astyanax mexicanus (Mexican tetra) is the source of this 839-nucleotide messenger RNA. RefSeq names its product pancreatic progenitor cell differentiation and proliferation factor b (gene ppdpfb). NCBI's taxonomy places the organism in Eukaryota, Metazoa, Chordata, Actinopteri, Characiformes, Acestrorhamphidae. Gene Ontology annotation, biological process: cell differentiation; multicellular organism development. The transcript has 5 exons. Bases 200 to 559 code for a protein of 119 amino acids. The record is from RefSeq and is a predicted model, not a curated record.